Yamadazyma tenuis ATCC 10573 is the source of this 2415-nucleotide messenger RNA. Lineage: Eukaryota; Fungi; Ascomycota; Pichiomycetes; Serinales; Debaryomycetaceae. The record is from RefSeq and is a predicted model, not a curated record.
AAGUAAAUAUAUAACGGCGAUGGAUGAGAUUUCAGAUAACACAUUUAUUGAGGUCCAUGGAUCUGAUGUACUGAAUGACGAUCCAUCUCUCCUAACAAUAGUUCUUGAAGUAUCGCCUGAAGGAUGGUUCAACAUCAAAGAUCAAACGUCUAUAAUGGAUGUGGUGAAGUCACUUUUGGUGUUUUUGAACGGGCAUUUGUCACUCAACAAUUCCAACCAAGUAGCCUUUGUGCUUAGCUCGCCAGCAGGGUCCAAGUUCCUUUAUCCAGACACGAGCAAGACAUACGAGGAAAUACCACUAAACGUCACAUCUGAAGAAACCGUCGAAAACUCUAACAAGUCAGAAGAGCUCAGCUUUGUCACCAAGGGAAUGUAUCGACAGUUUCGGGUUGUGGACGAAACUGUGCUAAGUGGUUUGAGCCAAACAAUGUCUGAUAUAACCCACGCACAAGAUGACAAGGUUACUGGCUCUUCCAGGCUUUCCGGGGCUUUAAGCUUAGCAUUAUCGUACACAAAUCGGAUGAUGAAACUCGACCAGUCGAUUUCCACCACCACUGCAUCUGCAAUUUCGUCAGCAGCCAACAUCUCUAACAAAGAAUCAUCCACCGCAGGAGCAUCUUCGGGUACCAACGCCAAUAGUUAUGGAACCAGUCGAAUGAAGUCCCGAAUUUUGGUGGUGACUCCAAAUGAUAACGAAGACAUCAAGUAUAUUUCACUAAUGAAAGCGAUUUUCGGGGCCCAGAAAAUGAAGGUGGCUAUAGAUAUCGCCAAGCUCGGCCGAAAAGACUCAUCCUAUUUACAACAGGCAGCAGAUGCCACCAAUGGAGUCUAUCUCCAUAUCGAAAAACCACUUGGGCUUAUUCAAGUGCUCUGUACGGCAUACUUUAUUGAGCCUUCCAUACGACCAUUGAUGAUAUUGCCCACCAACUCCAACGUCAAUUACAAAGCCAGUUGUUUCAUCACCGGAAAGAGUGUGGAGAUUGGAUACGUGUGUUCUGUAUGCCUCUGUAUCAUGAGUGAGAUUCCUGACAGAAUGAGCUGCCCCACUUGCAACUCGCAUUUUGAUGAGAAGCUCAUCGCUAAGCUCAAACGUAAACCUGUGGUGAAGAAACGGAAGCUCGAUAAUGGUAGCAGCGAAUCAUCCACCCCGGCUCCGGAAGCAUGAACUUUUACUACGUAGUAUCAUAGUCCACGAUCAAUAAUACUAAAGUUAUAGUCUCUGGGAUACCCAUGCUUGUCGAUCAUAUGGAGUCUUCUCUUCUUUCUAUCUGAGCACACUUUAUGACAGGGAUUAAUUUCAUUGUAGGACUUGAAACAUUUGUACACUUUAAGACCUUGAUCUCUUUUUAUUACAAAGAACGGGUCGUGUUUCUCUUCUAUGUGCAUCGAUAGUAUUGGAGCCGAUGGGAACCUCUUCUUACAGGCAUGACAUAUAUGUGUAUGGUGGGUUUGGACGUGCAAUUCAUAUUCGGGGUAACUCGAGAAUUCAGGUGGUGCUUGAACACAAUACCCUAGUGUGCAUACUAUUGUUGGUACGGUAGCAGAUGUGGUACUUGGUAGUAGCUCUUCUGACCUUCUUCUCUUGCUCAUUAAUAGUGAUAUUUCGCGGGGCACAAGAAUACAUUUAUUAGAAACCCAUCUCAUGAAAAGAAGGCUACAGGAACGGGAUUCCUCCAGGGACAAGCUGGCCAAUGAGGUGAUACCCGUAGAAUACGAAGAGGUAAUCGAGGGCAUACCCGUACAAAAGCUGGCUGUUUAUGAGUAUUUGGCAUCUGUUCGACAAGAAGCUGAAACUGUGUCCUACAUGACUCCUACUGAAGUGGCCAGUGAUAGCACCUCUGAGAAGCUUUACCAAAGUGACUCGAGCACCGAGUUCUACAUCAAUACGAAUAUAGGAAAUGUCCAGCUCGAAGAGCCCCUAGAGAAAUGGAAGAAUGUGUUUUUAAAGGACUUUCGGAGAACCAAAAGUCAGAUUGAUUCAGACUUGAGUUUGGAGCGGUCCUCACACCCUCCUUGGGAACAGCCCGAAUCUGCCAGUCUCUGGCGUAAAUACGUGAUAGACAAUCCCCCACCAGCAUUCGAAGUGAUUCAAUACCAAUUUGACCACAUCACCGCCAUGAGGCUUUUGGUUCAUUUGACGUCAUGGCUCAGUAACAAGACAAAUGACAACCUUUCCCAGUGGAUCUACUGCUUGCUUUUAAGAACUGAUAGUGUUCUUGAGUAUUCUGACUGUGCCAUUAUACGCGGACUCGGUAAAAAGGCUGUCAAGCUCUUGCAGAAGUCUGAAAAUGACGCCGCCGUAUCCUCUACAGCCAAGUACACAUUUGAGUUCAUUGUACUUCUAGUAUGCCAUUACUAUCAUCAAAAAGAUAUCAUAUAAUAAGUAGCUCUAUACACAAUGAAAAAUCUGAUCGC